CAAAAGGGUAUUUCCUUCUUUUCUUUAAAUCUUUCAACGAGAACCCUUGAUCACUCUCAGGGCCAAGCAGAAACAAACGACCCUCCAAUCCAUUCAAUUUAUCAUCCUUCAUCCAUCAUCUUCUUCCAAAAGCUGCAAAAAAGACUCUUACUUUCUUCCAUUGAUUGCUUCAUCAUUGAUGGCGUCCCCGCCGGACACCAGCAAAACCACCAAGCUCGAGCGAUACAACACCUACAUACGCAAAGUCAACACCUCCAAGCUCUUAGCUGCCUCCUCUAAGCUUCUCUUUCGUCUCACACUUUUAGUCGCUCUCGUUCUCAUCUUCUUCUUCACCCUCAACUACCCUCCACUCUCCGAUUCCACCACCACCGCCGCCUCCAACCACCGCGUACUCACCACCUCCCACCUCCUCUCCUCUGCUUUCUACGGUAGCGGCGCGUCCUGGGAAAAGCAAGUUCGCCGCUCAUCCACCCCACAUAGGCCAAAUGGAUUCUCUGUGCUCGUCACCGGCGCCGGAGGAUUCGUCGGAACUCACUGCUCCCUGGCGUUGAAGAAACGUGGAGACGGUGUUGUGGGUCUUGAUAACUUUAAUUCUUAUUAUGAUCCGUCGUUGAAACGAGCAAGACAGGAGGUUUUGAAGCAACAUGAUAUUUUUAUCGUCGAAGGUGAUUUGAACGACGGCGAGUUGUUAGCGAAGCUUUUCGACAUUGCGCCGUUUAGUCAUAUUCUUCAUCUGGCGGCGCAGGCGGGUGUUCGUUACGCUAUGCAAAAUCCUCAGUCAUACGUUAAAUCCAACAUUGCUGGAUUCGUGAAUCUCCUCGAAAUCGCGAAAAACGCCGAUCCACAGCCGUCGAUCGUUUGGGCGUCGUCGAGCUCGGUGUACGGACUCAACACCGAAAACCCAUUCUCGGAAUCUCACCGGACUGACCAACCGGCGAGUCUUUACGCCGCCACGAAAAAAGCCGGCGAAGAGAUUGCGCAUACUUACAACCAUAUCUACGGGCUUUCCAUCACCGGACUCCGUUUCUUCACCGUCUACGGCCCGUGGGGGCGGCCGGAUAUGGCUUAUUUCUUCUUCACGAAAGACAUCCUUCAAGGGAAACCGAUCAACGUUUACCAGACGCACGACGAGAAGGAGGUGGCGCGUGACUUCACGUAUAUUGAUGACAUCGUGAAAGGGUGCUUGGGAGCGUUGGACACGGCGGAGAAGAGUACCGGAAAAGGUGGGAAGAAGAGAGGGCCGGCGCAGUUGAGGAUAUAUAACCUGGGGAAUACGUCGCCAGUGUCGGUGGGAAAACUGGUGUCGAUAUUAGAGAGUUUAUUGAACGUGAAGGCUAAGAAGCACGUGAUCAAGAUGCCUCGAAACGGUGACGUUCCGUAUACUCAUGCUAACGUGAGCCUGGCGUUCAGAGACUUCGGUUACAAGCCGACCACCGACUUAUCGACUGGCUUGAGAAAAUUCGUCAAAUGGUACGUUAGUUAUUACGGGAUCAAACCAAGGGUAAAAAUGGGAAUUACAGGUGCCAAUUGAUCAUAUUAUUAAACUUUCAUUUUCCCUUCCAAAGUUCUUCUUUUUUUCAAAAUUACCCUUAAUUUAUAGUUUUCCAUUCAAAUACAAUCCGUUAAUGUUUCGACUUUGAGGGGAGACUUAAGAAGCAAUAUUGAGGUCGGCUCUACGGACUAUGACUACAAAGUUUACAUCGUUGAAGAAUCAACUCGGAAAGGAGCUCUCCAAAUGAUAAUUACAAGUUUAUAUUAACCAAGGAUCAACAUUCGAAAAUAAUAAUAAGGAUUUUCGAUAUUGGUAUAUGGUAUUUCAUAUAAUAUAUGUAUACAUGAAAAAGAUCAUAAUGAUAAGAAAGAGGAAGAAGUGUAGAUCUCAAGAAUGGAGGGAUUAGAUUUGUAAUAAUGUUGUGCUAAAUGUAAAUUUGAAGAUAAAUUGAUUUUGUGCCCAAAGCAAGGAAGGGUAAAUUUCAAGUGUGCA
Molecule: messenger RNA, 1984 nt
Organism: Lactuca sativa (garden lettuce)
Lineage: Eukaryota; Viridiplantae; Streptophyta; Magnoliopsida; Asterales; Asteraceae
Product: UDP-glucuronate 4-epimerase 6
Source: RefSeq, a predicted model, not a curated record